UCCCCCGGACCACACGAAAAAGAGGAUUGAAGCCAAGGAGAGAAACGAAGUGAGCCUCAGUCGACUGCCGUCCAUCGUCGCGACCGCACGUUUUCUGCCCAGCACAGAACCACUUGCUGUUCCACGUCUAUUUUACUGGUGGAUCCCUCUUUACAACCUACGACCUGAGUUUUGUGGUAGGGGGUGAACGGCACAGAAUCAACGGCAACGACUAAAAUUAAAAGUGUUUCCGUGAAAGAAAAUAAAAAAUCUAUUACGAGGAGAAGGGGUGCCAUGUUCUGGACACCAGCUGAUCAUCACAGGCGACAAUAACACUUGAAGAAACGACAUUAAAAAAAAAAAGGAAUUGUUUUACUCUUAAUCACGAGAUCAAAUUGUUUUAUCAACCAAUCAAAAUGGAUGCUGUCGAUAUCGACACGAUCGACGAUGAGGAUGUCCUCAAACAAAUGUGGCAAGUGACGGAGGAUUUCGCGGAAAAGAGGCGCAUCCGCGCUCGGAUGUACAAACUGAGGGAAAAGAGACUCAAGGAUUUCUACACCAGCGACGACGUCAUGACGGCCAGAAGCCCCUCGGCCGCUUCGCUUCCGUCCCAAUCGGCCACCUACAAUUACUCGACCACUAGCGCCACCACUACUGAAACCAUCACCACAUCGUCCGCUAUGGAGACGGACGAAGCGGACGGCGUCAACGGACGCCAAGUGGAUCAAAAGCGACGCAACGACGCCAAUCAGGAAGAGGACGCGGUCAGUGAAAAGAUUCGCCGCAAGAGCAGCGUCCGCACCAAACGCUAUCAAAUGAUUUUGGCCGCAUCCGGUGGGACGCAAGAGUCCAGCCAGACGUCGACGACCAGCAGUCGAAUGGAAACGAGCGAACGGGCCAUGUCACCCGACUCGCUGUCGGGCAGUCAACUCGUUAUAGCGGACGGACCGAGCCAGAAGAGCCUCACCAUCCGGCCGGAAGAAUUAAAUGUUUCCGUCGUGUCGGAUUCUUCUUACCAGGAAUUGAAGUCGUCGUCGCGUCGUCGCGAGUUCCAGGAGGGCGACAUUCUGACCAUUCAAGAAGUGACGGAGACGUGGAGGCGCAUCCGCGAAACCGGCCAAUCGGCGCCCGUCACUCAACGCGUCACGUUGACGAAAACCAUCCGCCAGAGGGUGUCUGACGGCGCUGUUUUAGAGGAGAACGAAGACGAAGUCAUCGACGACAUUGACGAUGAAAAUGAAGGAAGCGGAUCGGGCGGAAUCACGGCCGUUGACGCUGCGCUAAGGAGAUCGUCCAUCAUUGCGACAACAGAUGGCGUUGAGGAAAACAUGUCCGUAUCGAAAAAGAAGUUUGAAACGGGCGAAGUCACCAUCGACGACGCCAUUUCCGAGCCGGAUUCGCUGGAUAAUUUGGAUAACAAUCUUCCAGAGCCGGACAGCGUCGACAAUCACAGCCAAGCGGAUAGUUUGGAGAUGACGCAAACGUCGUUCACGUCAAUGACGACGCAGCAACAUCAGUCAAACAGCCUCAUCCGCAUGGAUUCGGACGUCUCGAAUCAUUCGGCUGCUGGAACGAACAUCGAGGAGCAAGUGGAGCAAGUCAUCGUCACCCCCACCGAAUCGAAACCAGUUCGUGCGAGCAGCACUAGCGCCACGAGAUCGAAGCGGACGCCUUCUGAAUCUCCCUCGCGUGGCGCCACCUCACCGGUCAACAAGAAACGGGCCGAUUCGGCCGAACUGCGUAAAAAUACGUUGACGUCGUCCAGCAGUUCGACCAGCCGGACGGGAUUGGGCGGAAUUAAUCGCAGCGGCUCGUCAACUAGCGCCACCGCUACGAAAUCGAGCAGCAAAACAACGGCUUCAACUGCUUCGGCCAGCAUGAAGGGGAGCAGCAGCAUCCCGCGUCUGACCAGCACGCCCAUCUCGGCCCAGAAGGGCAAAAAGGCGGCCGUCACUCCAACGGAAUCGACGGGCCAAGACGAUUCCGUGACGGAAUUCCUCCAAUUGGAGAAGGAAAUCCAAGGGGUGGUGGUCAGCGAAGAUGUGAAAACGACUGGAGCGAAACGGACAGGCCAUACCAUGUCCGCUAGACCGACGACUCCAGUGACGAGCCGCAAAGCCGAGCCAAUGAGAUCAACGACGACGUCGAGCACUCGCGUCCAGCAAUCGUCUUCGUUUUCAUCGGCGGACAAGAGAGGAGUAACGAAAAAGGCGGAAACGACGAGCGUCAGCCGAUCAUCCUCGUCCACCACCGCAUCAUCGAGGAAAGAAUUGGCCAGUCCUUCGUCGAGUAAAGCCGCGUCGAUCCUCGGCCGUCCGGCCAUGAUCCGCACGAUUGAGACGACGAGGACGAUCACGGUGCGCGAUCGCGACGAGGACAAGCCGUGGCGCAUGAAUUCGACCAGCAGCAGCAACACGUCCAGCAACAGAUCGAAGGGCAUUUCGGGCAUCGGCCGUCCGGCCCGCAAGGAUUUGCACAACAACGUCAUGAGCGUCGUGGAGAAGUAUGUCGAUACGGAAGGUUGCGCAUUGCACGGCUCGCAUCCGCACAUCCAUGACGACGAAGAAGACGCUGGUCACGGUCAUUCACCAUCCCCUCCUCCUGCCGUUGCUGCGCCAGUGGUUGAGAAACCGGUCCAGCAGCAGGCGGCCAGUGAUGACGAAGAAGAAGAAGAAGAAGAAGAAGAAAUAACUGAAAAUGAACCGGUGGCGCCGCAGACGAACGGUGUGGCCGAACAAGAAGAUGGGCCGGCAGGUGUGGAGGAGCCGUGCUCAGAACCAGUUGUGACUGAAAGUCCUCGUCGUGAAGAGAACAUGGAACGUCCCAAGAAAUUGUCAGUCACGACGACGUUGAUGGCGCCGGUGGAUGGCGCUGGCGAAUUGGCCACGUCGCCUUUGAACAAGAGCGGAAGUCGAUUGUCGAUUGCCAGUCCAGUGCUGGGCAGUCCGUCGGUCGUUAAAAAAGCCCGUUCUCUUUUCCGUUCCGAUUCGAUGGAAGGUCCGUCUGUCGAAGCACCAGCAGCGCCAGCAGCAGCCCCUCCGCCGCCAGUGGUGCCAACUGGCGGCACGGCCAACAUUUCCAAAAUCCGUUCGUCGUUUGAAAACGCGACGACGACGACGACGACGACAGCGACGUCGACUAUCAAGCGUGAAAACACGAAACUGUGGGAACCGGCCGCCAACCGCGUCAACAAACUGGAACCGCGUCCGUCCGUCGGCAAAGGCGACGCACCCGAUGCGUCCAAAUCGCCUGCGCCCAGCCGCAAUUCAACGGCCGGCUUGUUCACUAAAUCUCGUUCGCCAUCGCCGACCAAGGAUGUCGCGGCGCCAGCUGUCCGCCAGAUGUCACCGACGCCGCAGGAUGGACCGGUUGUCAAUGACGACGCUUUGCCCAGCAGCGGCGGCGACGGCCGUGUCAUCGAAGAGAUUGAAGACUUGACUUUAUUGGAGAACAUGUUGAACACGGCCACCAAUUACGACGACAGGAGUCGCAUCCGCGCUCACAUUCGCAUCGUCAAGAAGAAGCUGGGCUUGGCCGUCUCGUCGCCCAUGCCGACGCGCAAAGCGCUAGCGCCUGCCGCUUCUGCGCCGGCCCCUAAGACGUCGUUCUCUGAGCCGCCGGCCAACCGCAAUAAAUUGCCAGAGUUUAAGAGGAAACCGUCGGAAUCAGUGACGCCAGCGCCAUCUGUUGAGCAUCCCCAAAACGAAGUGGAGAAUCAAGUGCCAGCAGCCGAGAAAGAAGCCGAACUUCCAGUAACGCUCCAUCGAGAUGAAGUGGUGGUGCAAGACGUGGAAAUGAGUUCAGUCUCGACGACAUCGAUGAUGAUGAUGACGACGUCGGAGACGAGCGAAUCGAGCAGCCGCAAGUCGUCGAUGACUCAGCAGACGAAAGUGCGCAAAAUCAGCCAACCGUACGACUGCCGCUCUGAGACGAAGGAAUUCGUCCCUCGCGUUGCCGAAGAGCAGCCGACGGUGCUGGUGGCUGGACAGGUCAACGGCGAUAGUGGCACCACCCCGAUAUCGUCUGAUCAAGAAGGAUCGUCGGAGACGAGCAGCCCGAGGUUGAGCCGAGCCCCUUGGCGUCGUCAAUCGUCCGAGGCCAACAUGAUUAAAACGCCGACUCAUUUGCCCGAACCGGAAUCCAAUCCGGAAACGCUGGACAUCACCUCCAGUUAUGGAACGGGUCCCAUGGAUGAAAAUGGACGCCCUCUAUUCGGUCUGGGCGCCCUACGUCGCCGUCCAACUAAACCCUUGAACAUUACCGGCGCUGAUGAAGGCCAGCAGAGUCCGCAGCCGAUCAUCAUCGAACGAUCGCAAACGCUGACGGAAUUGCAGAAGCUGCACGAAUCGCAAACCGUCCAAUCGAAAGGCGAAUUAGAGCCGGUGGAGAAGCCGCGCGCCAAAUUGCGCGACACUUUUACCAAUUCGAUGGACACGGAAGCGGAUGGCGAUCGCGCCGAGCCCAUCAUCAGCGAGCGCAGUCAAGCCCUCAGGGAGAUUAUCCGCAUUCACGAACAGCAGGUGUCGAGCGCCGAGGCCACGACGGUGGAAGCCCCUCCGCCUUCGCCCACUCGGCCCAAAGCCAAACUGAAGGAUUCGUUCGUGGCUCCCGUUGAUUCUCCCGACGAGCCGGACCAAUCGUCGUCUUCGAUUGAGCAAAUGAUUGAGCGCUCCGAGUCGUUCCAGACGAUCAUUAAGCGUCACCAAGAAUUGUCGACGUCGCAGACGCCCAGUGGGCCGCAGGCGUCGCCUCCCAUGAAGCGGCCGGGCAUUUUGAAGAAGCCCAAAGAUUGGUCUUCCCCUUCGCCGCAAGAGGUGCCAUCUCCCGUCAAAGACGAUCAUACGUCCAUGUCGCGGAAGACGUCGGUCGAAGUGUCGGACUGUGUUGCUGGAACGCGCAAGGCCAGCAUCGAGUCGAGCAUCGAAAUCCAAUUGAAUCCGGUGGCCAGUUCGUCGAUUGUCGUCGCGGAAAUCCCGGCCCCGGGUCUGAUGGACCGCCGUACGAGCGGCGCCACGCCCAGUUACAGCACGAUCCAGUACAACAGCGUCCAGGAUGUCAAGAUGGACACCCGUCGAGGAUCGACACAACAACAACAACUGUUCCAGCAGCCUCGUAAAUUCUCGAUCGAAGUGGAGCCUUCGCCGACGAUGCACACGUCGAGCGUGACGUUGUCCACGGCGUCCAACGCGCCCAGCUCGCACGGCCGGGUGGUGCCCACCGUGGCGGCCGCCCCGUUUGUUUUGUCGGGUGAGACGACGGGACAUUCCGUCCGUUCCACGUCGACAUUCCAAUUAUCUACUUCCGGUCGAAAUAGUUCGGUUGUGACGGCUCCCAUCAUCGCAGCAGCUUCGCUUCCGGCUCCCGUUCCAGCAGCCGUUCCAACUGGAGAUGAUCCGACGCCUUGGCGCAGGAAAUCCAUUCCCAGGGAGCCUUCCGUUCCACGAGAGGCUGACGUCACCGCUUUCCCAGCUGCUGCUCCCGUCAUGACGUCGACGGCCACGUUUGUUCCAGCGGCCGAGAUUCCGUCGGCACAGCCGCACCAGCCUGUCCCGACGCGAGUCAGCACGGCCAAACUUUCCAUGCAAGAAGCUCCGCUGCCUUCAGUGUCGACUUUUGCCACGGCGUCGCCACUUGCCGUACGUUCCAACCGCGUCUCUUCGUCGUCCGUCAGCGGCGGCGCGGAGACGACGACGACGACGACGACGUCCAAUUUCCAGCGCCACGGCAGCAUCAAUCAUCGCUACCGUCCCAGCCAACCGGAGAACAAUGCGCCGUACGGAUCCGGUGCCGGAGCCAAACCCUCGGCCGAGCCCCGCGUCAAGACGCUUCCGGCGACGGGCGCCUCGGUCCGCGCCUUGGCCCAAAAGUUCCUGAUAACGGGCGAAGAAAAGAGUCAGCCGCAAGUGAGCAAAGCAUCGGCCUACCCGAAAGCCGGACUCAUUUACCGUUCCAACAGUUUCCGCUCUCAGAACAAUGGGGAUGGCGCUGGAUCGAUCGGCCUGGUCCGUUCCGAAUCCCUUCGCAUCUCACCUGCCCGGAGCCGAGUGUCGAUGGAGCGACAGAGCCAAGAGCGCAGUGUAGAUGAGCCAUUGAGCGGCGUGUCUUUGUCGAGGAGAGAGUCCAACACGUUGAUGUCGAGCAGCAGCGAACGACGCACGUCUUACAAUCCGUCGGUUGUCAAUGGCGGUCACGACGAGCCAUUGACGACGGUGGCGCCUGCUGCCGACUCGUUUGCUUCGUCGGCCACGUUGACCGCCACCUCCACCACGACGUCCAAGUCGUUCCUGCAGGAUCGCACGCCCGUCCGAGGCAUGCAGGACAUCAUUGGACGCAUGCGCGCAACCGACGCCGGAUCGAGCGCCAGCGAGGACGAGCGUUCGCUGUCUCUGCUCAACAAGUUAAUUGGAGCGCAGAUUUUGGUGCAGUGCACGGAACAGGCGGCCACGUCGGCCGGCGUGGCUGGAGGCGAGUCGUCCCAACCAUCCGUCCAGUCGUUUAGCACGUGCACCGAACAACGCAGCGCCGACGGAACGAGAUUGAGCCGGACGUCGACCCAGCAACGAACGGGAUCGUCUUUCGAGUCGGGACAGGACGAAGAGAGCGGCGCAUCGUGGACGCGUCGUUCAUCCUCGACGGCCAAAUUCCAAACGACCAGGACGAGCACGGUCCACCAGCCGCAGCCAUUCAGCAUCACUGCCACCGUCUCUGACGAUCACAUCGGAAACGGAGGAAUCGGAAUAGGCACAGGAAUGGCGCAAACUUCUAUUCCGGGCGUAGCUGCUGGAAGCCGGGCGGCUUGUGUGAUUGACGGCAUCGACAUCAGCACGUGCACCGACGAUUUCAAGCUCAACGAAAUGCUGGAUAAUUGCAACGACUACGAGACGAGACGUCAAAUCCGCGCCCGCAUCAAGGCUCUGCUCAGCGGCGACGCCAAAGUCCACGAUGGCCACUCUUCUUCUUCUUCUGCUUCUUCUUCUUCCUCCUCCUCCUCCUCCUCCUCCUCCUCCUCUUCCCAAUCUUGUUGCCAAUCUCAUUGUACGGCACAUUCGUCCACGUCGGCGGCCCACAGCGACGUCAUGGACUGGGUGCGCCGACAAGCGCAAACGACGCCUCCUAACGCCAAUCAACAAGCUGCUCUCCUUGUCCCGGAUCCUCUUCUGGCCGCCAGCAACGAAUUGCAACAACCGGCCCAUGCGGCCGCGGCCGUUCAAUCGCAAGAGAGCGGCGAAUUGUUCGACUCUGGAACGGAAUCGGGCGAAGAUUCCACGACGCAAUCGAAUCACAGCCAGUCGGAUUUGAAUUCGUUCAUGGCCAAUUUGGCGAAAUUGUCGCUGGAACAGGCGUCUGCCCCACCAGCAGCGCCAUCGCCGGCCGGUGGCGACUUCCUGCGCCAAGUGGACAGCGUCUUGGACCGACUGAAGACGUCGUUGCAACCGGACGACUUGGCCGAGUUGAAUGUAGGUGCGUCGACCGACCACCAGGAGGUGCUGCAUCAGCACAUGGCCUCUGGCGGACUGGACAAGCAGUGGAGGAUUCACCCGCAACAGCAAACGGAAUUGAUUGGCCUCAUUGACCGGUUGAAGACGUCGUUGCAUCACCUGCAAUCGACGGACCCUCUUGCCGUUCUUGCUCCUCCUCCUCCUCCUCCUCCUCCUCCUCCGACUACUCUUGCCACACCGGUUACUACCAGUUGUACCGUUGUUGCAACAACAACAACAACAGCAACAGCAACAGCAACAGCAACAGCAACAGCAUCCGCUACGAAACCGGCCGAUGGAAACGAGGAAAUGCAACAGGAAACGAAUCGUGCGGAUCAUCAAACGGCCAAUGCGAUUGCCGGUCCCAAAAAAGAGACGACGACGACGACGACGAAGAUAACGGUGGCCAGUCCGGCCGGUUCUGCCACGUCGCUGUCUGGCAUCACGUGCGUUAAACUCCGGGCCAAGACGUUCGCCAGUCCGGCCUUAGUAGAGCGGCCCGUUUCUCGUCCCAACUCGUUCCUGUUGAGCGUGGCGUCUAGCGAUUCAGCCACGUCCGAACGCCAACAUCACCACACGAAUCGGCUGUCGUGGCGUUCCAGUUCGGAGCCGAACACGCCCGUCACCAGUCCCAGUCCGACGCCGACGCCGAGUGCCAGUCCAUUACCUCCGCCCAAAGUUCACUGGCGAUCGCCCAUGGAUUUUUUGGCGCACAGCACGACGACGACGACGCAGGCGUCCAGUUUACGCCCAGUCUGGUGUCGUCAGCCUUCGUCCUCAUCCGACGCUCAAACGGGCAAUUCGGCCACGACGACGACGACGACGACGCCGACGGGGCCCGUUAAAAUCAAAGUGUUGGAAAAGUCGGGCAUUCGAGGACGAUUCGUGCAGCCCGAGUUGAAUCCGGCGCCGAUCGUGACGCCCAAAACGCCAGCGCCGGCCGUCCGAUUGCCUUGCUUUAAUUUGAAUAAAGUGCAAACGACGUCGUCGCCGCCUUCUCGCCAGCACUCUCGACCUCAAACGCCGCAAACGCCGCAAACGCCUCAGACGCCUCCAGUGACGCUGGAACAGCCGCAACGACCAACGUUGACACAGCCACAACGACCAACGUUGACACAGCCACCGAAAGCAGAAGAAAAGAGAGAAGAAGCGCAGCUGGAAAAAGAAGAAGAAGCCAAGGCAGCCGAUGCGACGCCAAGCGUCGGCCGCAGUAAGAACAGCUCGCACGGGAGCAACAGCAAUAAUUCCAGCGGCAGCGGCUCCAACGUCCCUUGGAAGGUGAAAUUGGCGAAAAAGAGGGCGGAACGGUCGCAGACGUCGGUCGGAAUGGACGGACAAGUCAGCGUCGAUCUGCGCAAAUCCAUCCGCCUGGCGGCCGCCACCCGCAAAUCGAUGGAAGACGUGCGCGAAAGCGUCCACCAAACAGGCACGUCGGCGCCCUUCAAAUUGACGUCGCAAGCCUCAACGGCCUAUCCGCUCUUGAAGCAGAAAUCGAUGGGCGAGUUGUACGCGCCCAGGUUGCCCAAACCGUUUCAGCGCAGCGACAGCGUCGGAGCGGCCGCCUCUUCCGCCAGCGUCACGCCGCUCGUCACGCCGCUCAACACGCCCGAGGCCAAGUCGAGUUUGUUGAAGAAAUUCAACUGGAACGGCAGCCGGAGUUCGUCGGUCGAUCGGGCCUCCGCUUGCGAUUUGUCUUCGGCGCCUCAGACGCCGCUCUCUGCCGACGCUCCUCCGUCGCCCGUCGUCAUGGCGGCCGGUUUGAAGCCGAGCAAAUCCGGACACAGUUGGGUCCUGUCCAUGAAGGCGGCGCACGCGCCCGUCGCCUUUAAAGCCGCUGGCCCUGGCCCAGGCCCAGAAAGUGGCAAGACGCAACAAACGGCUGCGGCCGAGACGGAAGAGCCGAAAGCCGAAGAAGUGGAGGAAAGGAAAGCGGAAGUGGAAGUGGACGAAAAGGAGGUUCAAAUUGAAAGCGAUCGAGACGAGGAAAGCGAACAAGAAGAAGAAGAAGAAGAAGAAGAAGAAGAAGUUGUGACGGUGGGCGUGUUGAAUUUGGGCUCGAAAGACGAAGCGGCCAAAGAAGGUGGCGUCCAUGGUGUUCGUGACUGUGGUGUCCAGCCACCACAGUCUAGCACCUCCGAUUUGAAAACGGAUCCGUCGGCUGGACUUUUCACUCCCGCCGAGUCGCUCCAAAUCGCCAUCCACAAAGCGGCCAUUAAAGCCUCGCUAAGCCGCCAGAUGUCGGAGCGAAACGUGGCCGAACCUUCGUCUCCCCUGCCCAUGCCUCAAUCGCCAGUGGACAAACCUAAAGUCGAUCCGGCGGAAGGCAAAGCGAACAAGAUGGCAGCGACGGAAGCGCCCAAAAGCGCUGCCCACCCGCUACUCAUUCGGGCCACCUCUUCACCCAAAUUGACUCCGCCUUCUUGCGUUUCCAGCCGUAAAACUGCGCCCGUCGUAGCGCCUCCUCCUCCUCCUCCUCCUCCUCCUCAGCCGGAAGUGGCCAAAGAAGCCGAUCCGUCGCCUCUAAAACCGUCCGAGCCGACGGACAACAUAAAACUAACGGAAGCGAAAGAAGCGACGCUGCCGAGUGCAGUCGCACCUGAAACCGAUGGAAGCAAAACGGCCCGUGUGGACGUGACGAACCCGGCCGUGCAGAAGGAGUUGCAAAAGGCGGAGCAGUACAUCAAAACGGCCAUGGCUCCCAUUCCCAGUUGGAAGGAGAGGGCGCGUCGCAGCAACACGGUGGCCUUUUCGCCCGGCUCUGGCUCGUCGUCGUCGUCGUCGUCGUGGAGGCCCGUCCAGGCUCCCACUCGGCUGACGAUCAAGACGGACAACGAUCGCAAAUUCCAGAGCCUGUUCCAGAAGAACGCCGAACUCAAUACAAGCGUAGGCUUCCAGGCGCGUCCGCUGAACUCGGAUCCGUCUGGUGGCGGCGGCGGCAGCAGCAGCGGUGGCAUGUGGACCAACAAGUUCGCCAACAUCCGCUCGUCGUUCGAGUCGCGUCCAAAUUCGACGUCGACGACGCCGACGCAGAGUCGCAGCCGCCGAAACCGCCAGCCCCGCCAUCGCCCUCGAUGGCCACAAAGGCUAAUCAUCGGCCGGACGCCAAACAAGACAAGCCCCAACAACAACCAACAACAACAACAGCAACAACAACAACAGCAACAACAACAACAACAACAACAACAACAGCAACAACAACAACAGGCAAUGCCGGCCAAAGUGGAAGGGACGCCGAAAAGCCCCAUCAAACCGAAAGAGCCGCAAGGGCAGAGAGCGGCCGUUGCGACGGCUCCUAUUGUUCCCAAAAUCGAAGCGGCCCGUCACAUUAACUACGCCAACGGAUCGAUGCGCAGCGCGUCGGUCGGUGGGACGACGUUGUUGGCCCGUCAGCCGUCUUCGCCUUUGAUCGCGGCCAAACGGGCCGAAGAGAAGAAAGCAGCUGCAACAGUCCAGCACGUCCGCGUGACGGUUCAACCUUCAGCCUCUCCUCCUGUUGCCACGCCCGUCCAUCACGGCGCGACCAGGACGGCGUCUAGCGGCGGCGUUGCGUCGGCCGCACCGGCCGCCACGCUGGCCAAGAGCUCGAGUGGCCGUCGAUUGCGCAACGAGCGCUCGUGUUCGUCCGUGCGGACGCAGUCGAGUGUGCGCAGCGAUUCGAAAGAGGAGGACGACGACGACGACGACGACGAUGAGGAACAGGAUCAAGAAGGAGACGACGAAGCCUCUUCUUCCACCUCGUCGGAUGAAGACGAAGCCCAGCGCACCGUCCUGCCUUCCGUUCAAGUCCAACCGCCCACGCCGGCCACUUCGUCCAACAUGUCCGGCCUCAAGAAUUUGACGAAAAUUCUGCAAAAGUUUUCCGUUGCAGACGAUCCGCCGACGCCGCCGACGCCGCCGCCGCGUCACGUGCCCAAUUUCCAGCCCAAUCGACUAGUGACAUCUAGCGGUCUUUUAAAGAAGUCGUUUUCGAGUCACCAAAUUCGUUCGACGACGACCCCUCCGGCCCUCGUCCUCGGCGGCGCCGGCCUCCAUCAAAACAACGGCAACGGCAACGGCAACGGCAACGGCAACGGCAACGGCAACGGCAACGAGUUUGGACUGUCCCGCGCCAAAAGUUCGUCCGCUUUCGGUCCAGCAGCCGUCCCGCCCAACUCGUUGGCGUUGACGGGACUGAAACGGGACCACCACCUGACCAUCCCGCCUCUGUCGCAUUACGUGGACGCGCCUGGCCCGACUCUGGUCGGCCUCGUGGCCCGCAACGUCACGUCGUCUGGCCAGUCGACGGCCGGCAGUAGCACGAAUCUCAGCAGCACCAACAGCGUUGCCAGUUCGGCUCUCAAUUAUUCGGCGGCCAAUUUGAAAGCGACGCCGCCCUCGCCGUCGGACCGUUCGCCCACCAGUUUGUUGAUGAAGAGCGUCUCGUCUUCGCGCAUCGUCACCGGUGCUAAACAGCAACUGGAGAGACCGAAAAGCCUCGUCAUCAGCACCAACACGAGCCCCUUGUCCGGCGCGGAGGUGUCGCCGGGCAUGGUGCGUCGCAACCAAUCGCUGGGCACGAAGCAAUUCGAAGCGUCUCUAUCGCCCGACAGCGCCGAGAAGAAGCAGCGCGAAAUUUUGCAAUUUUUCGGCGCGGCCGCGUCGGCCCCUCCAAUGGCCGCCACCUCUGCGCCCGCCCCGACUCCCGUUGCGGCCAAGAGCGUCACGCCGAUGAGGAACAGUGGCACGAGUAGUAGUCGCCAUAACGGCAGCAGCGCCACGAACACAAUGGCCAGUCAGGGCCGUUCGGUGCUGACGAGCCGACAGUUUUCGUUGGAAACCAACUCUGGCGGCAGCGACGUGGACGAGUUGUUCAACCAAUUUCUGGCCGACCAAAUGCUCAGUCCCGACGCGGCCGGCCAUCGGUGCCUCCGUUUGAACGAAAACCCUUUGACUUCGUAUCGCAACGAUCGUCCAAGUAGCGGCCAAACACUAGAGAAAGAACCGAACGCAGCCGGCCCGAGUCGAUUCGCCGACCGACGUCGAGCGUGGGAGGCCUCCACCUGCACGAGCAUCACGUUGCAUUCGAGUUUGAUGAUGGGGCCGUCGUCGUCGUCGUCGCAACAAGCGAGCAACGUUUCAAGUCGUCCGGCUGACGUGAUCCAGCGCAGCAGCAACAACGCAUUCGGCUCGUCGACCGUCCAGUCCAAAACUGAAGUGACGACGACACGUCAGUCGAAUUUCACGCGCUCGGGCCAGCCCGGCCAAUCGGCGUUCAGCAAAUUCCAGCAGCUGGAUCAAUCCAUCAAAUCGUCGACGAGUAGUAAUAGCAUGGCAACGCCAUCUGGUGGAUUUGGCGGCGUGGGACUCCUCGCUGGCCAGCAACUCGAAACGAAACCAACGAGCCGGCCAACGACGCCCAAUUUUUUGACGGUGCCUUCCAGUCCGAGGCCCCGUCUCAACACGGCCGAAAUCAAAGAGAGGAUCCUUAAUUUUUGCAAACGAGCCACCGCAGACUAUCAGAACGUGCAAGUAGACAAUUUCAGCUCCAGCUGGAACGACGGACUCGCCUUUUGUGCCCUCAUUCAUCAUUUCUAUCCGGAUGCCUUUGAUUUCAAUCAACUGGAGGCCAAAAACAAGAGGCACAACUUUACGCUCGCAUUCAAAACGGCAGAUGAAAAAGCCGGCAUCGCUCCCUUACUGGACGUGGAUGAUAUGGUAGCCAUGGCUCGUCCAGAUUGGAAAUGCGUCUUCACCUACGUCCAAUCUUUCUACCGGCGAUUCAAAGACGAAUGAGUGUUUUGACUCAUUCUAAUGCGUCCUCCGCUCCUGCCACUUCUUUCACUCUGUUAUUAUUAUUAUUAUUUUAUCCCAGAAAUGAUGCUUGCUGAUAUUCUUGCCCAGUACGCCGCCUCUGCUGCUCCCAGCCUCUCUGUCUCAUUAUAUUCUCUUUCUUCUAUGUGGACUUUUCAUACACUCAAACUGUAUGACUUAUGUCGGCAGCUAGGUGGCGUGCCUCGACAAGCGCUUCGUUAUGAGCCCACCGCUUUUCAUCAAUGAAACAUCGAUUCUUUUGGAAAAAAUAAUACGAAAACAAAAAAAAAAAAACAAAAAAAAAAUAUGAUAAAAAAUUAUUUGUUUAUUGAAGAACCCAAAGGCAUGGAAAAGGGGCAUAUUCAAAUCAUUUCAAUGGGUCUGUUUUCCCUCUCUCUUUCUCUUUGUCUUAUUUUAGAAAAAAAAAAUACGUAUUUAUCUAAAUAUGGAAAUGACAUUACACUUUUUUUCCUGUCCACACAAAAGAAAA
Messenger RNA from Daphnia carinata, 13737 nucleotides. Its product is annotated as pneumococcal serine-rich repeat protein-like. Gene Ontology annotation, molecular function: protein binding. Gene Ontology annotation, cellular component: microtubule organizing center; filamentous actin. The record is from RefSeq and is a predicted model, not a curated record. NCBI's taxonomy places the organism in Eukaryota, Metazoa, Arthropoda, Branchiopoda, Diplostraca, Daphniidae. The coding region runs from base 396 to 13229 and encodes 4277 amino acids. Gene Ontology annotation, biological process: actin cytoskeleton organization. The transcript has 18 exons.